AUGACGAGAGGGUAUUCAUUGGAACAAGAUUUAAGAUUACUAAUAAAUAAUCCAAAAUAUAGUGAUAUAGAAAUCUUAUGCGAAGAUGGAAAGAAAUUACAUUGCUGUAGAGCAAUUUUAGCAGCAAGGUCCGAAGUAUUUGAUAGACUACUUUAUAAUGGGAUGAAGGAAACUUAUGAAAACCAAAUUUCUUUUCCAAAAAUUAAUUCUGCUGGAAUGGAAAUUAUAUUAGAAUAUAUUUAUACAGGGUCAGUUAAAGGAGAAUCUUUAACAAAAGAUAAUACAGUUGAAGCUUUUUACGCUGCAAAUUAUUUUCAAUUAACCGACCUUCAGGAUUUUAUUACAAAAACGUUUAAGAAUACUAAUUUAUCAAAAAAUUAUUCACCAGAAUUAUUAUCAAAAGUUUCAGAAAAAAUGCCAUUAACAGAAGAUAACAUUUUGCUUAAUUUAUUGGUUGAAGCAGUAGCAAUUAUACCAUUAAAUAAUAUCGAAUUUGGUCGAUUAUCUAUUGCCGGUCUUAAAUAUCUUUUAUCUAUUACUCAUGAAAAAGAAAUACCAUUUGCAACCAGGGAGUAUGAAGUUUUUCGAUAUAGUGCAAUUCUAGCAGCAAAACAAGUCUCAAAUGAUGCAUAUGAAUCCAUUAUGGAACGGUUGCCAGUUUUAGAUCAAGUAGAGAAUACAAUUAAAGUAGAAAAUAAAUUUAUUACAUAUCGUCAAAAAGUUGCUAAAGAAAUGGAACCUUUGGUUAAGUAUAUUGAUUUUAAGCGAAUCAAAGGCCAGAUAUUAGUUAAUUUCAUUGAACCACUAGAAAUCAUUCCAGCUGAAAUAAUUUUAGGUAUUUAUCGAAAUGUAGUGUCAUUAAAUAGUUUAAAUUUUAAUGAUAUCCGUGGGAAACCACAUAUAAUUAAUGAAAUCGACUAUGUUUGGGAUGAAACAGCAUGUGGAUCACGACUUAUUAUUGAGGAUAAUGGAAAAGUUGUUCGUGCACCAAAUAAUCUUAACUCAUAUCAAAGUGUUAGAGCUAAAAUGUUAUUAGAAAAUAAAGGUAUUUUUAAAUGGGAUGUUGUUAUUGAGAAAGGUUAUAAUUAUGCCUGGGUAGGAGUAUGUGCAUCAGAAAAUUUUAAUUCUGAAGUUUAUGCAGGAAGCCAACCUACCGGAUGGGUAUUAGGUUCCGGUGGUUAUUGUCGUAAUUUUGGUAAGACAGUAUAUUAUUGUCCGCCAUUUGGUGAUAGCACAAAAGUUACUGUUCAUUUAGAUAUGAAUAAAAGAACUUGUGCUUUUACAGUCAAUGGCACAAAGUAUCGGGAGGUAUCAGAAUGGAAUAAUUUGCCAUCAAAACUUUAUCCAGUAGUAUCAAUAUAUCAUCUUGAUCGCUUUCGAAUUCAAUCACAUAAAGAAAAUUAG
Rhizophagus irregularis DAOM 181602=DAOM 197198 is the source of this 1404-nucleotide messenger RNA. RefSeq lists its product as uncharacterized. Gene Ontology annotation, cellular component: cytoplasm. Gene Ontology annotation, biological process: modulation of chemical synaptic transmission; circadian behavior; adult locomotory behavior. Gene Ontology annotation, molecular function: protein binding. NCBI's taxonomy places the organism in Eukaryota, Fungi, Glomeromycota, Glomeromycetes, Glomerales, Glomeraceae. The record is from RefSeq and is a predicted model, not a curated record.